Messenger RNA from Erinaceus europaeus (western European hedgehog), 2421 nucleotides. RefSeq names its product NDC80 kinetochore complex component (gene NDC80). The transcript is spliced from 17 exons. The record is from RefSeq and is a predicted model, not a curated record. The coding region runs from base 128 to 2056 and encodes 642 amino acids. Lineage: Eukaryota; Metazoa; Chordata; Mammalia; Eulipotyphla; Erinaceidae. Gene Ontology annotation, biological process: attachment of mitotic spindle microtubules to kinetochore. Gene Ontology annotation, cellular component: Ndc80 complex.
CGGCGGCUGCUGUGGGCGCUGCCGGUCCGCUUCCUGUCUGCUGCCUGCGCUCUCUGUGCACAGUCGGGAUCCGGGGCGUGCGGAGACGCUGAAAGGAAGAGGGCCGCUGCCUUGAGGGCCGCCCGGCAUGAAGCGCAGCUCGGCGUCCACGGGCGGCGCGGGCCGUCUGUCCAUGCAGGAGCUGCGCUCGCAGGAGCUGCCCAGGCAGGGCCUCUACACGCCACAGACCAAAGAGAAACCAGCCUUUGGAAAACUUAGCAUCAACAAGCCCACGUCUGAAAGGAAAGUCUCUGUAUUUGGCAAAAGGACUAGUGGACAUGGAUCCCGGAAUAGUCAAUUUGGAAUAUUUUCCAAUUCUGAAAAAAUCAAAGACCCAAGGCCACUUAGUGACAAAACAUUCAUCCAGCAGUGUAUUCGACAACUCUGCGAGUUUCUUACAGAAAAUGGUUAUGCUUAUAGUGUGUCCAUGAAGUCUCUCCAAGCUCCUUCUGUGAAAGACUUCCUGAAGAUCUUCAGUUUUCUUUAUGGCUUCCUGUGCCCUUCCUAUGAGCUUCCUGCCACAAAGUUUGAAGAAGAGAUUCCAAGAAUUUUUAAAAACCUUGGGUAUCCUUUCGCAUUAUCCAAAAGUUCCAUGUAUACGGUGGGGGCCCCUCACACGUGGCCUCACAUUGUGGCAGCUCUGGUUUGGCUGAUAGACUGCAUCAAGUUACAUAAUGCCAUGAAAGACCGCCCACCGUUAUUUGAUGAUGGACAAUCUUGGGGAGAAGAAACCGAAGAUGGGAUCAUGCAUAAUAAGUUGUUCCUGGACUACACCAUCAAGUGCUAUGAGAGCUUCAUGACUGGCGCUGACAGCUUCGAGGACAUGAAUGCAGAGCUGCAGUUGAAGCUGAAGGAUUUAUUUAAUGUAGAUGCUUCCAAGUUGGAGUCAUUAGCAGCAGAAAACAAAGCACUGAAUGAACAGAUCACAAGACGGGAACGAGAAAGAGAGAAGGAACCGAACCGUUUAGAAUCCUUGAGAAAGACAAAACUUGCCUUACAAGCAGAUAUUCAGAAUUAUCAGGCAUUCAAGAGCAACUUGGAGUCUCAUUCAGCAAUUCUUGACCAGAAAUUGAAUGGUCUUGAUGAAGAAAUUUCAAGAAUAGAAGCAGAAUGUGAAGCACUGCAGCAGGAGAACAGCCGGCUGCAGAAUGUCGUCGACACCCAGAAGUACUCAGUCGCAGACAUUGAGAGGAUAAACCAUGAGAGAAAUGAGCUCCAGCAGACUAUCAAUAAGCUAACGAGGGACCUAGAGGCUGAGCAGCAGCAGUUGUGGAACGAGGAGCUCAAGUAUGCCAAAGGCAAAGAAGCGAUUGAUAUGCAAUUAGCAGAGUACCACAAAUUGGCUAGAAAAUUAAAACUGAUCCCUAAGGGUUCUGAGAAUUCCAAAGGUCAUGACUUUGAAAUUAAGUUUCACCCUGAAACUGGCACCAACUGCCUGGUCAAAUACAGAGCUCAAGUUUAUGUGCCACUCAAGGAACUUCUGAACCAAACCGAAGAGGAAAUUAAUAAGGCUCAAAAUAAAAAAAUGGGACUAGAGGAUACUUUAGAGCAAUUAAAUACAAUGAUAACAGACAGCAAGAGAAGCGUAAGAACUCUGAAGGAAGAAGUCCAAAAACUGGAGGAUCUUCACCAACAAAAACUAAAGGAGGCUGAGGAAGAGGACCAGAAAUGUGCCAGUGAGCUAGAGUCCCUGGAGAAACACAAGCGCCUGCUGGAGAAUGUUGUCAAUGAGGGCCUGAGUGAAGCCCGGGACGAACUGGACACUGUUCAGCGCGAAUACCAACUGGUCGUGCAGAUCACAACUGAAGAAAGGCGGAAAGUGGGGAAUAACUUGCAGCGCCUUUUAGAGAUGGUGGCUACACAUGUCGGGUCUGUGGAGAAACAUCUUCAGGAGCAGAUUGCUAAAGCUGAUAGAGAAUAUGAAGAGUGUGGGUCCGAAGACCUUCUGGAAAGUGUGAAAGAGACCGGAGACAAGUACGAGAAGAGAGCUGCUCUGUUCAAGACUGCGGAUGAGUGAGGCUCCGGCGUCACCAUGGAAGCCAGAGCCGCUUUAGCUACUCACACUGAGGGGUCCUUCAUAGACUUGAAGGCCUCUGACCUGUCUUCUGUAAAUACUGAGAGGUCCUUCGUAGACUUGAAGGCCUCUGACCUGUCGUCUGUAUAUACUGAGAGGUCCUUUGUUGGCUUAAAAGCCUUUGACAUAUCUCAUACCCCCUCUCCAUAAUCAAGUCUCAUGGCCUUAUCUUCCCGAGUGUGAAAUGUGUUUGUGUCUUACAAAUCUAAUUCAUUCUGUAAUCUAAAAUGAUGAUGACUUGUUAUUUUUCGAUGUCAUAGACCAGUUAUAUACCCAAAGUUAAUAAAAUUAUACCAGUUAGCAAAGUG